AUGUGGCAGCACGGAUGGCGCGGGGGCGUCUGCAAGCUUGUGCUGGCAACUUUGGGAGGCAUUUGUCUGGUUUGGCUCGUUUUCUUGUAUGCGGACAUCUUCGUGGUGGUCUCCUCGGAUGCUGACGUUUGCCCCAACGGGGCCGAGCUUGGAGGUAUCGAGACGUGCAACACCAGCCGGUGGGAGGGGCCUUGCUAUGCUGGCACGAUUCUUGAGCCCUGUGUCUGUGUGAAGGGCUUUCAGCCCCGCAUCACCAAGAUGCUUUUCUGGUCUUCGCACUAUCAUUUCCGGUGCUGCUCGGAGCCAAUCGCCGGCCCGGUGCCAACUGGGGAUCAUAUGUACGUUCAGGUAGCGGGUCCUCUUCUUUUGGCGAUGGGCAUCGUCGGUAUUCUUGUGUGCAGCUGGCUUAUCAAUCGUUCCAAUUCACCUUACGGCAUGCCCUCGCAGCAAGAGAAGGCAAUGGAGGAGAAUCCAGUCCAACUUGAUGGUGCACAUCUGCACAGCACAGUGGAGAUGCACAGGUGGAGUGUGACACUUGCUGACCUACAUGAGUUUCGUCGACUCGUUCUACAGGCUAUUGCUGACGGUCGCAUCAAACCCACUGACCAAGAUCCGUUUGAUGCCUGGGAUGUUGUCACAGGGCCGUCGAUGUACACUGUCACGGAGCAGUACAUCAAGACUGUGACGAAGAAAGCCGGCAAUGCGAGUUGGGCGCUCAUGAAGCAUCCGGCUGGCAUGGAUUGCGAUCUCUUCAUCACACAUGCAUGGUCGGAAGGAAUAUUCGAGUUUGUGGACAAAGUCACCAACUCCUGGCCAAGUGGUGCGACAGCUGCAUACGUCUGCUUUCUGUCCAACCCACAAAACUUGGACAUUGGGGGCCUGAUCACGUCUCCAUCCGAGUCUCCCUUUGCCAAAGCCCUCGAGUCGUCGAAGCAGAUGUUGGUCGUACCAAACCAGAGGCUGAGCAUCUACACCAGAAUCUGGUGCGUCUACGAAGCUUUUUUGGCAUACCGAUUGGAGAAGCCUAUUCGCACCUCGAUGGCACCGGUUCCACACUUCUGGCCUCGAGUGCUGCGCAACCUCUUUGCCGGAUGUGCUUUUCACGGGAUUGGCUUCUUGCUUGUCGGCCAGUUGCCUCCAGAUUCGGAAGAUCAAACACGAGUUGUCGAACUGCUUUCCCAAGCAGCAGGACUUGUAUGCCUCUUCGUCCUAGUCUUCCUGUACAAGACGAACAGACAUGACCGAAAGAUACUCCAAGCGGCAAUCUAUGUUUGUGGGGCCUUGUGCGCCCUCUACCGAAUCACACUGUGCUAUCGGAAAGGCUUCAAGAGGUCGAACAACAUAGUCUUUAUGAUCGUGGCAGUGUGCCUCAUGGCCGGCUUAGAGAUGGAUCGUCUCUUGGCGAUCAGCGGAAACAAGCAGACGGCACAGCUGAAGGCCGGCUUCAAAGGCAUCCAGGCGGCCAACAGCUCCAACGUGUCGGAUGCGAAGCGCAUCCACAAGGAGAUCGAAGACCAGGGACAACAAGACAUGGUGAACCAUGCUGUGCAAGUCCUGGUGGACAUGAACCUCUUCUCGAAGGAUCUUCAAGAGAUCACCAAGCACACCGGGCCACUUGGGGACAUUUCAACUUGGAGCCGUAGCAUCCUGGCUGUGAGUCUGAUGUGGUGGGUGACGAACACAAACCAAAUAUGGAUUGGCCGGAUCUUGCAACAUGAUGACAAAGAAAUGGCACAUUGGCUGCGCUGGGUGGUGUUUGUGGGAGCUGCGCUGGAGGCGGUGACCUUCUACCUGCUUUUUGUCUUUAUGCCUGAUCAUCGCAAGGCUUUUGCAGAAAGGACUCAGGUACUUCUGUUGCUUCCCGUCGUUUUAACAUACAGUGGCCUUUUUAGUGGUCCGAGCUACGAGACCUUCUAUGUCCUUUUUGUGAACUCCGUGGUCGUUGGCCUAUCCGCUGCAGGCCCCGCCCGGGUUGCUGCCAUUCCACGCAUUGGAGCCCCAGUCGUCCGGGCGCUCUUCGGCCGGAGUCCCUUCAAGGCAGCGAGAAUGAAGAGUCCGGAGAGUGGCGAGUGCGGCGAAUCCGGUGUCCCCUCUUCUGGCGUUGUGAGUGUGCAAGGCCAGACCGACGACGAAGAAGAUCUCGUGGAAGUCUGA
Symbiodinium necroappetens is the source of this 2154-nucleotide messenger RNA. NCBI's taxonomy places the organism in Eukaryota, Dinophyceae, Suessiales, Symbiodiniaceae. The record is from the annotation of a GenBank genome assembly.